CUCUACUUCCUGUAAGGGAAGCUCAGUCAGCUGUCACAAUUUCAGGCGAGAAGAGAGGGACCAGAGCGGAGGAGAAACACACAACAGCAGCUAAAAUGUCUGGUUUUUCUAACAAGUUGAGCGCAUACACGAUGACUCAACUCAACGAAAUCCUGGAGGACGAUGAGAAGCUCACAAAAAUGGUACAGGAGAUGGACGAGAUCCAAGAAGUCCAGCAGAACAAAGAGAAGACAUUGGGCAACAACCGAACCCUGGCAGAGCAAAACCUCGCCCUGCAGCCCAGACUGGAGGUCAAGAAAGGGCAGCUCACCAAGCGCUACAAUUGUCUUCAGGAGAGCUUUGAAUCCUAUCAACUCCGCAAGUCCACCUUAGACCACAAAUCAGGAAACACCUCCCUGGACAUUCUGCUGGCCCUGCUUCAGGCAGAGGGAGCCAAAAUAGAAGAGGAAACAGAGAACAUGGCUGAUUCUUUCCUGGAUGGCGACAUGACCCUGGAUUCGUUUAUUGAUGCCUACCAGAACAAGAGGAAGCUGGCCCAUCUGAGACGAGUUAAAAUUGAGAAGCUGCAGGAGAUGGUGAUGAAAGGCCAGCGGCUGCCCCAGGUGUCAGUCCCUUCCUCCCGCUCUCAGGAAAUUUCUGGUGCUGCUUCCCUCCUCAGCGAGGCUGACGGCAGUUCCUCUUCCCCUGUUGCUCAGCCUAGAAGGAAACCACCACCACCUCCAUCCCAGCCAGCUCCAAUUCUGAAUCCACCUCCAACUCCUGACCCCCAACCUCCUGUCUUCUAUCAAGCAUCUCCAUACCCACCGAUUCCUCCCCGAACAGGGCAGCCCUUCCCCAACGUCUCCUCUGGCUACCCCAACAACUACCUCUCUCAGUACCCCCCUGCUUUGCCUCAGAGGGCCCCACCCAGGAUGGCUCCACAGCCUGGAUUCAUCAUGCAGUAAAGUAAAAGAAGUUAUCACUACUGGAACUCCUCUAAGAACAAUUUUUCUGUCUCGUCUGCCUUCUUGGAUUAUGACCAAAUGCAACACAAGAAAGCAGACCUGCACUGGCUGGUCUGGUCAGCUGAAGCAGAUCUCUAGUAACCUCUGUGGAUUCCCGCUCACCUCUCAUUCUCACCAACAAUCCCACAACCAACAACAAAAAGACGAGAUCAUCUUAGACUCUUAUUCAGCCUGAGCACCUUUAGGGGAAGGGCAGCAGGCUGUGGUGACGGUGUGAGUCUGCAGGCCGCUGAGCUGGGACUCAUCAUUUAUCAGCACUUUCUGUCACCCAGCCAUUUUCUCACCUUCCUUCAAACAUGUUCCUUAACUUUUUAUGAUAUUCCAAAAAAAAAAAAAGGGUUUGAUUAGUCAUUUCCAUCUGCAGCAUACUAAUUUACUGAUGACUUCAAUGCAAGCAAGGAGAGACCCUAAUUACUGUGCAGUUUAGAUGAAAAUAGUUCCCAGAAUAUUCAGGCGAAAACUGCAUCUAUGCUGUGACCUUUUUUUUUUCUUUAAUAGGAAUAUUCACAAGGUACAUAGGAAUCUUUGAAUUUCAGCAUCUUAUGAUAGAGUACAGAGUUUUGUUAAUAAUAGCCAGGAUAGACUGAUCAACAGUAAAAGAAUGGCUGACUGGUCCAUCUCAGGGCACAAGUUUAAAGGGGCUGUUGAGGAAGAAGAUUGGAGAACUUGUAAGAAAUGAGUAGGCCCGUGUGGCCUCACAUAAUGAAGGAUUCAUGUAUAGCCAUACAGUACACUCAAGAUGUGUGGUGUUUUGUUUUUUGUUUUUUUUCUGUGGGUUCCUGUGCUACACUCCUCUUUUAUGAUGUCUUUAACACCCUUGGUUGGCACUGGAAGAGAUGCCAACAGCUCUUUGGAUCUCAUCAGUUUUCUAUCACACUGAGCACCAAAGACUUCCCACAUCAUUCCGUGUUAGUCUUUUUUUUUUUUUAAUGUAAGCAGUAGGGUUAUGUACCAUGGUUCCUAACAUAUCUGUUUUGUGAUAUUGAGUUGAAACACUCUUCUUGUAUACAUGCAAGCCAGAUGUCCUGAUGGGGAAACUUCAAAGGUCAACCUGGCUUUUGGGAGGAAACAUUAUUCUGGUGCAAUUGUUUUAAAAGAAAAAAAAAAAUCCCGUUUUUUUUCUCCCCCGUCUCCUUCUGACUGCAGUUGCUGUGCACUGUUGAAGAGCCACGAGUGCCUACACUUGAAGUGACGUUGAUGGCGUCUUGCUGACUACUCCAAGUCUCUUUAUGCUCUGAUAUAGAACCCCCUGGCUUUAGAUUAAAAGGAAAAAAGAAACUGGUUGAGCAUUAUGUCCUUCCUCUGACUUUCUGUUCCAGCAGACGGUUUGGAACAGACUGUUGCUUUCUCACUGGUAGCAGAAAGCCCAUACUUGUGCCAGAGAGACCCCCAGACACCCCCAGGCUCUGUGCCAAGUGGUGCUUUUACUUCUACUUCCAUUGCCUGGAGGGAAUUUACUGGUUUUUGUAUUUAGUGUUUCUUUUUUAUUUUUAAUUGGUUUUAAAAAAAGAAAAAAAAACAGGGCUCAGAAAUUAUUUGUGUCAUAUCUCUGUGAUUAAACUUCACAUGCAAGCAAACGUACAUGUCAGCAGGAAAAACUCUAGAAAAAGCUAAAGCAUCAACGUCUCGAUGAACCAGCAUUUCUAACGACUAACAUGGAUAAUUCUUUUGUGCAUGGCCUUUGUUCUGUGUUCAUUUUGAGGAUUCCUAUUUAAUACUCCUUUUUUUUUUUUUUUUUUUUUUUUUUUUUUUAAGCUUUUGAGCUGCUUUUCGUGUUCGAACUGAUCCUCUGCAUCCAUGGUUUUAUAUGUGAUUGGUGAUAAUUUCAGUGUAAUGUUGUAGGUAUUUACUUAUAAUGAAUGUUUAAGUGGAAUUUAAUGCUAUUUUCAAGUUCAAUAAAUCUUUUUUUUUUUU
This is a messenger RNA of Archocentrus centrarchus (flier cichlid), 2918 nucleotides long. It is a transcript of the gene vps37ba, whose product is annotated as VPS37B subunit of ESCRT-I a. Gene Ontology annotation, cellular component: ESCRT I complex. The record is from RefSeq and is a predicted model, not a curated record. NCBI's taxonomy places the organism in Eukaryota, Metazoa, Chordata, Actinopteri, Cichliformes, Cichlidae. The transcript has 4 exons. The coding region runs from base 96 to 944 and encodes 282 amino acids. Gene Ontology annotation, biological process: ubiquitin-dependent protein catabolic process via the multivesicular body sorting pathway; protein targeting to vacuole; protein targeting to membrane.